Molecule: messenger RNA, 1641 nt
Organism: Drosophila simulans
Lineage: Eukaryota; Metazoa; Arthropoda; Insecta; Diptera; Drosophilidae
Product: integral membrane protein 2B
Exons: 3
Coding region: 123-1082 (319 amino acids)
Biological process (GO): negative regulation of amyloid precursor protein biosynthetic process
Cellular component (GO): plasma membrane; extracellular exosome; Golgi apparatus
Molecular function (GO): amyloid-beta binding
Source: RefSeq, a predicted model, not a curated record
GCUGGUCACACUGGCUUGUCUGGAUCCAGAUUUCAGCUCGUCAACAAUUGCGCACUAAAUUUUCAGUAAAAACAAACAAGUUGGUCGUGCGGAGACAUCGAGAACACAGCACACGAGCAGCCAUGACAAUUCUGGGAAAACUGCGGGGACAGCCCACGGACCAGGAGAAGGUGCCCCUGCCCAUGAACCUCAACGACGAGGCGCUCAUGCACCAUGGCUCCCUAAUCGCACCCAAGGUCGCUUACAGCGACAAUGAAGCCGACGCGGAAUCCAUGGUCUUCAACCGGCCGCAGCACCAUUGCAUUAAGUCCUUUCUGCUGUUCCUGAUCGCCGUGGUCGUGAUGCUCCUGGGUGUCCUGGGCGGAUGGACCCUGUACCGAGUGUACGCUCCGUCGCACAGCAGCAUGCGCUACCACGCCCUGUGCGAGAUUCCCUAUCCGGAGGACUCGAUGGAGAUGGCGCGGGUCUACCCGCGCACCGUGGAACCGUUCGCCCUGAACUGGCGCUCCUUGCUGCCCGAGCUCGCACAACCGAUGCCCAACAGUGGAUCGCUGGACGAGAGCCACUUCCGCGAGGACAUCGAACUGGACGGCGACAGCGAUGACGAGGGCUACGCACGCGUGGACGUGCCCGACUUCAAGGAUGGACGUAGAGGUCGCUUCAUGCACGACUUCAAGGAGAACCAGUCGGCCAUUAUCGACACCACCACCGGACGGUGCUUCAUCAUGCCCUUGGAUCGGGACACGACCCUGCCCCCGACCAGCUUCGUGGAUCUCAUGAAGAAGAUGAGCACUGGCUACUACAACAUAGAUACGGAGCGCGUGCGGCGCCAGAUGCGCGUGGUCACGCCCCGCAUCACCGAUGUUUCGCUCAUCUCGGAGCGGAUUGCCAACGAGUGCUUCGAUAUGAAGGUGUACAUGAUGGAGAAGUUCGUCUCAGGCGUCUCUAAGAGAUCGGCCGAUCCGCUGCCGGAGUCAGCCAAGUACGCCGAGUUCAUGGGCAAGGGCGUCAUCGAGUACGACUUGGCCAACAUCGCCGAGGUGGAUGCCUACGAGGCCAACGAGGCUAGGCAACAGGCCUGAGCUUUGGAGAAGGAGGAUCUUUUAAGCUACAACACCCAUAUGAUAACACAACCUAAACAAAUUAUUACUUAGAAUCGAUUUAUACAUACACAGAGUCAUGCCUACAAGUCUAGAUCUGGUUACCACUGGUUAGCAGGACACACACCCACUCCGGGUGGAUAUAUCAUCAUUGGCCAAGCGAGUUUAGCAAAUUAUAGACCCUAGUAAGGAAGCAUAACGAAAAUGUACCUAGAACGCAAUCAAAAGCGAUCGACGAAAUUGUGACAAAUACGUGAAAUGUAUUAGCCUCGAGGGCGAAUUGAGAGGAUGUGGAGAGAUCGGAUCGGAUUACGGAUCGGUACACGCGCACAGACACUGCGGCAUUCCAAGUACAUAUUUUAUAUAUAUGCUCUUAAACUCUAUUCUAACAAUUAAUGUAUAGAACGGAUUCAGAUCGAAGCUAUUUACAGCAAAAACAACCUGAGGGCGGACAACACGGCAUGCGUAAGAGAAACAAGUAAAUUAAUCUAAAUGUUCUUUAAACUACUUACAUGUAUUAAACGCGAAUUUGUGAUCUUUA